Molecule: messenger RNA, 2651 nt
Organism: Ailuropoda melanoleuca (giant panda)
Lineage: Eukaryota; Metazoa; Chordata; Mammalia; Carnivora; Ursidae
Gene: REM2
Product: RRAD and GEM like GTPase 2
Cellular component (GO): plasma membrane
Molecular function (GO): calcium channel regulator activity; GTP binding; GTPase activity
Source: RefSeq, a predicted model, not a curated record
GAGCCGUUUGCCUUAUUGCCAAAUGCCCUCCGACCACAUUUUAAAUGUUGAUGACCGCUUUCAAAGUUUUUUGUACUGCUGCUUGCUACCAGGCUCUCAGGGGUCCCUUGCUACUCUAAAUGUUGAGUACGGGAACACACAGGGACAUUCUGGAAUUGUGAAUAAGGAAGGACAAGUAGGCUGUGACUGAGGACCGGAGAGUCUGCGCACUGAGUAAAGUGUGGAAGUAUGAUAGUUGCUUAGGAGUCCUUUCUGCCCCACCGAGACCCCGAACAUUGCUGCAGUUCACUCCAGAUAAGUGGUCGCCGCACAUCAGUCCAAGAUUACUCCUUGUCUCUUCCACUGGAGAAGUCCACCGAAGAUUACCAUGCAGACGGUUCCCAGUAACAGGAGACUGUUGGAAUAUUUAAGAUGAAGGCAGCAUAGCUGGUGAAAAACAGUCUUGGUAUUGGAAAAAUCAGGUUGGGAAUCCUGGUGUCCCCAUUUUCUAGCUGCACGAUCGAUCCAUCAAUCGAUAGAUCUGGGGACAGGCCAGCCACCUACCUCUCUGAGCCUUUGGGUCAUGAGGAUGAAAGGGGAGAAUGCAGGAAGGUGCUUAGUGCAGCACCUGGCAACCAACUGGGGGGUGGGGGGGAAGGAGCCAGGAAGUCGGAAGGUCUGUUUGGGUGCUUGCAGUGUCAGGAAGAAAAGAGAAGAGCUGGAGCCUGAAGGGAAAGGGACCCAGGCAGAAAAAGGGCAGUAAAGCCAUCCUGGCUCCCCCCAUGGAGAUAGACAUCGUCCUGUGGCCCGGAGGGCUGGUGGUGCCCCAGAGAGCAGAGAGAGCGGGGGCUGGCACUCGGGAUUGGGAAAUUCUAGAAGGUUUAGCUCGAUCUCCCCCUUUUGUCCUGCUCCUAUUAACAGUAGGCUGGUGGGCCUGGCAGGGCAGGAGCAAAGGGGAGGCAGUCCGCACAUGGUUUGCACCCGCCUGACCCUGUGAGAACAGGGCAGAGCCCCCAUCCGCCUGGGGGCCAAGGUGGGGAAUGGCUACUGUGGCAGUCUUCGCCCAGAAGGGGCUGCUGUGGUGGGAACGAGAGGGUGAUGGGGAAGCCUGGUGCCAGGAUGACCGUGAAUCUCUUAGUUUCUGCGUCGAGGCCCCCCGUGUAGCCACGGAGCACCCACUCGGAGCUGGACACUGGGCUCCGAGGCAGGGAGUCCACAGACAAAUGACGCACAGCCCUGGCUCCUGGAGGAAGACCUCCAGUCCCGGGGGCCUCGCCUCCGGCCAUCCUCAGCUUCCUUACUCACUGACCCCUCACCCGACUGCUCUGAACCCCUGUCUCUUUUGCCCCUCUGACUUCCUUCUGGUCUCUGGUCGGGUCUUAACCAGACUCCGCAGUGUGUAUGCUCCCAGAGGGAAGCGACACAAAGGAAAGGGGGGGCAGAAAGGAGGGAAUCCCGCUGACAUCACUGCUCAUUAGCAUGUGUGACCUCAUCAGGGGGCGGGACAAUUUCCCCAGGUGUGGGGGGGGGAGGGCACGGGGGUGGUAUUUAAGGGAAAAGCUGACAGUGCUGCUGAGUGAGGGAGUGGGUACUGCAAGCCGCGGGGCUGCACACGCGCACCGAUGCACACGGACCUCGACACCGACAUGGACACGGACACAGAAACCACAGCACUCUGCCCCUCCGGCAGCCACCAGGCCUCCCCCCCGGGGACACCCACACCAGAAACAGAUGCCUCACUGCUGAAGAAGCCAGAGAAGCUGUUGGCAGGGUUGGACCGGGGUGGGCCACCCCCUGCCCCAGGGGCCCCCAGACGAAGAGGCAGUAUGCCUGUCCCCUACAAGCACCAGCUGCGGCGCGCCCAGGCCAUAGAUGAACUUGACUGGCCACCUCAAGCCUCAUCCUCUGGUUCCUCUGACUCCUUGGGCUCAGGGGAGGCAGGCCCCACCCAAAAGGAUGGCAUCUUCAAGGUCAUGCUGGUAGGGGAGAGCGGCGUGGGCAAGAGCACCCUAGCGGGCACUUUCGGUGGUCUCCAGGGAGACAGUGCUCAUGAGCCGGAGAACCCAGAGGACACCUAUGAAAGACGCAUCACGGUGGAUAAGGAGGAAGUGACUCUAGUUGUUUAUGACAUCUGGGAACAGGGGGACGCAGGGGGGUGGCUGCGGGACCACUGCCUUCAGACCGGGGAUGCCUUUCUCAUCGUCUUCUCAGUCACCGACCGACGAAGCUUCUCCAAAGUUCCAGAGACUCUGCUUCGGCUGCGGGCUGGGAGGCCCCACCACGACCUCCCUGUCAUCCUCGUUGGAAACAAGAGCGACCUGGCCCGCUCCCGGGAGGUCUCCCUGGAGGAGGGCCGCCACCUGGCAGGGACGCUGAGCUGCAAGCACAUCGAGACGUCGGCCGCGCUGCACCACAACACGCGGGAGCUCUUCGAGGGCGCGGUGCGCCAGAUCCGGCUGCGGCGGGGCCGGGGCCGCGCCGGGGGUCCGCGGCCCGAGUGGGGCUGCCCCGACGGCCCCCCGCCCGCGCGCCGCGAGAGCCUCACCAAGAAGGCCAAGCGCUUCCUGGCCAACCUGAGUAAGCUGGAGGCUACAGUUAGCACCCAGAGCUACACCCAGCUGGUUUCAGGUGGGGCCCACAUCCACCAGGGAGGCCCAUCAGCUGGGGAGUGA